UUGGGUAAACAGAGAGGACAAUGGUUCAGUCAAGGAUAUGUCGAGUUAUACAUUCACUUGAAAUUUGACCAGCAGCUCAGCAGUACAUUUCAUUGAUUGGACACUGGUCUCUUUUUGGUCCGAGUGAGAAGUCACAGAGCUCUGAGUGAUGGGGUCAUAUCCAGCUCUGGCAUUCCUCCUGCUUUUUUCAGCUACUCUGUCCUCCAGAUGUGAUGGUGGAAAAAUUGUGGUGUACCCUAUAGACGGGAGCCACUGGCUUAACAUGAAGAUCCUGGUGGAGGCACUUCAUUUACGGGGCCAUCAGAUCACGGUACUACGUUCCUCCACCAGCUGGUACGUUUCAGAAUUCUCACCCCAUUACACCUCCAUCACCAUCAUCCAGGAACAGACCCAAAACCUAGAGAGCCAAGACUACAUGACGUCUUUCUUGAAGAAGUCAAUAGAGAUCCGUCGGAAUAAAGGCACAAUAUGGGGAUUUGUGGAGUUUUAUAGAAACCUUUUCAACAUGAUGGGGGACAACCAGAAAGAUGUGGCAAAACUGAUUGUCAGCAUCUUUGAGAAUAAGACACUAAUAAAGGAGCUGAAGGAAACAGAAUAUGACCUUUUUCUGACUGACCCGGCAUUUCCAGGCGGAGUGCUGUUGGCACACUAUCUCCAGCUCCCCAUGGUUUUUAAUGUGCGCUGGCUUUUCAAUGGCGAGGCCCACUUCGCCAUCGCUCCCUCUCCUCUUUCCUAUGUUCCUCAGUUGUUUACUGACAACUCUGACAAGAUGGACUUUUUCCAAAGAGUUGAUAAUAUAAUUCACCAUAGUAUAUUGGUUUAUAUGUACUACUUUGUCUCAAAUCCACCUUACCAGGCUGUGUGUGAUCAUUAUUUUGGACCCGACGUCAGCGUCAUGUCUCUCAUGCAGGGAGCUGAUCUCUGGCUAAUGCGGGUUGACUUCAUAUUCGAGUUUCCUCGUCCCAGCAUGCCCAAUGUUGUAUACAUUGGAGGGUUCCAGGGUAAGCCCUCCAAGCCUCUUUCAUCAGAUUUAGAGGCAUUUGUGCAGAGUUCUGGUGAACAUGGGGUGAUUGUCAUGACUCUGGGGACCCUACUAAGCGACCUCGGCCCUGAGUUAUCAGAGAUCAUCGCCUCAGCAUUUGCCAACCUCCCUCAGAAGGUGAUGUGGAGACACAUUGGGAAAAGGCCAAGCACUCUGGGAAACAACACCAUGUUGGUUGAAUGGCUGCCUCAAAACGAUAUACUAGGUCACCAUAAAACCAAAGUUUUUGUCACGCAUGGGGGUACUAAUGGGAUUUACGAGGCCAUCUACCAUGGUGUUCCAGUUCUAGGAAUUCCUCUAAUCUUUGACCAGUAUGACAACAUGGUGCGUCUGAAGUCCCGCAGAGUGGCUGAGAUUGUUGAAGUGACAACUUUGGCUGUUGACUCUCUGACAAGUGCCCUAAAGAAUAUUCUAGACCCAGAGAUGCCAUACAAACAGAAUAUGCUCAAACUGUCAGAACUUCAUCAUGACAAACCAAUGAAACCCAAAGACAGUGCCAUUUUUUGGACGGAGUUCGUCAUGAGGCACAAGGGCGCAGCACAUCUGCGCACUGAGUCAUAUAAGUUGCCAUGGUAUGCCUAUUACUGUCUAGAUGUGAUGGCAGUCUUUGUAGCAUUUGGUGUGCUGAGCAUCGCAUUAGUUUGGGUCUCCUGUAGAUGUCUCAUUGGACUUUUGAUAAGGACCAAGAAGACCACAUCCAAGUCCAAGAAUGAAUAGAUAACUUCAUGAUAAAGCUGGAUAAGAAUGGGAUGAAAAAAGAUGUAAUUUAAAGAGUUACAUAAUGUGUGGAAUAACAACCGGAAGUAAUAUACAUGAAUAAAUUAGGGCCUACAGUGCUUCAUCCCCAGAAUUUCACAGAAAAAGCGUGUUUUUAUGACGAAAUAUCUCCACUCACCACCGUUGUGUGAUAAACUCCACUACCCCCAAUGCUUUUUAUUAUCCCUUUAGGCUCCUUCCUCUAUGUUUAACAUUGUUUUUUCCAAAAGAGCACCAACAGGACAUGUUGGCCCUUAUAGUUGGAAUGGAUGAGGUUAAUUAACUUGAGAGCCAUUACGUUACAGCAAGGAGGACGAUCUGUUGGAGACAAUGUGUACAUGUGAACACCAGCACCAGCAAAAUGCUGUGUCCGCCCGGCCGAUCUGCUCCAACAUAUUAUGACAGUGCGAGUCUUACAUAUACAAAUCAAGACAGACAGCCAUGGCCAAAACAAGCCUCUUCUCCAUUUUCUACAGUGAUUCCACCAGUGCUUUUUGGAAAAAUUAAGGACGGCCGUACGAAAAAGACCUCAGAGCGCUCAAAAUAAAAUUACUCAAGGCUGCUCUGCCUUUUUUCUAGGUGUCUGCAUGCAUAGACUCUCUACUCUUUGAAAAUAAUUGAAAAAAGACUGAGAAUGCUAUAUGGAUACAGGCCCAAAAUGGGAAAGUGUUAGAAAUUCUAAUUUUAUAAUAGCUUUUAAUUUUUCAAAUGAUUGGCACUAAUCGCGACUGAACUGUCUUUUUUUGCAGAAACAAAUCCGAAGAAAUCAUUGUGAUCUUUGCAUAAUUCACAAAAUGUAUAGUGAUUUAAGUGAGUCAUGAAAUAGUUUUUAAAUCAUAUGUUUUUUUCCCUUUCUGGUCACUAAUUAUGAUUAGUAUGUAUGUUGCAAUGCCUGUGAAAAGACACAAAAAUAAAAAAGCGAUCGAAAAUAUCGAUCAUCUGUAAUUUGUCGCACAUCUGAAAAGGUUGUUGGAGCUUUACAUACGGUAGUCAUUUGAUGAUGAUGACAUGUAACACUUCCUCUUUUAUGCGUGAACAGAGGGAAAGAAACUGUGAGUGGGUGCACGUCAGCAUCAGGCUUUUAGUUUGAUUGAGGCAAUGAUUGUGAAGAAAACUAUAUCGUAAAAAAGACGAUGCAUGUCAUUAUCAAUGUGAUCAAUACCACUCCAUAAAACUGUUCUGAAAGAAAACAGUCAA
Messenger RNA from Pseudoliparis swirei, 2995 nucleotides. Its product is annotated as UDP-glucuronosyltransferase 2A2-like. The transcript has 2 exons. Lineage: Eukaryota; Metazoa; Chordata; Actinopteri; Perciformes; Liparidae. Gene Ontology annotation, molecular function: UDP-glycosyltransferase activity. The record is from RefSeq and is a predicted model, not a curated record. Bases 149 to 1759 code for a protein of 536 amino acids.